GUCCUCAGUUCCCAUGAAUUUCGCUUAGAUUUUCACUCUCUCUCACUCCUCCUUCAUUUCUUCUGCCUCUGCAUUAAAUCCAGAAAGCUCCCAUGUCCGAAUCUAUACAUACAUGUAUCUCACACCUAUCUAUCAAUCUACACACACACUUCAUACUUUACUUUAUUACACACCCCCACUUCUCAAUCAAUAAUACCCCAGUUUCACAUUUCUCUCACGUACAUUAUUAAAUUUAUUUCAAACAUUACCAUUUUUCCCCAGAGAGAAACUAGGGAGAGAGAUAGAGAGAGAGCGAGAGAGAUUUGGUGAACAUAAGGAGAGAUGGAUUUCAGUUCGUUCUUGACGUCGCUGGGGACGUCGUUUGCGAUAUUCGUGGUGUUGAUGUUGAUGUUUACGUGGUUGUCACGGAAACAGGGGAAUGCGGUGGUGUACUAUCCGAAUCGGAUCCUGAAAGGGAUGGAUCCGUGGGAAGGAAGGUCCGGAGAACGCAACCCGUUUGCAUGGAUCCAAGAAGCUAUCAAUUCUUCGGAACAAGAUGUCGUUAAUAUGUCUGGUAUUGAUACUGCUGUUUAUUUCGUCUUCUUGGGCACUGCGGUGGGAAUAUUAGUAUUGGCUAGCCUUGUACUGCUGCCGUUACUUCUUCCAGUGGCGGAUUCAGACCCUGGUGAGACUGCAAGCAAUGGGACUUUCAAUGAGCUUGAUAGGCUGUCGAUGGGACAUGUUCAACCAGGAAGUCAAAGGUUAUGGGCAUUCGUGUUUGCCACCUACUGGGUUUCAUUGGUUACAUAUUACCUACUUUGGAAUGCAUAUGUACAUGUAUCUGAUCUGAGAGCUGCAGCACUAAUGGCCCCCAUAGUAAGGCCUGAACAAUUUGCUGUCAUUGUUAAAGACAUACCCACUCUACCUCAAGAUCAAACACGAAAGGAACAAGUUGACACAUUUUUCAAAGAAAUCUACCCUGACACAUUUUACCGAUCAAUGAUUGUAACAGACAACAAGCAGGUAAACAAGAUUUGGGAAGAGUUGGAAGGGUACAGAAAAAAACUUGCACAUGCUGAAGCUGUAUAUGCUAAAUCCAGAAGCGGAAGCAGCCCUGAACGGACAAGACCAACAUGCAGAACUGGAUUACUUGGUCUUCUUGGCGAGAAGGUAGAUGCCAUAGAUCACUAUCAUGGAAAGAUUAGUGAACUGAUUACAAAAUUAGAGGCUGAGCAGAAAGUCACAGUCAGGGAAAAGCAACAAUCAUCAGCUCUUGUUUUCUUCUCAAGUAGGCUAACUGCAGCUUCUGCAGCUCAAAAUCUCCACUCCCGCAUUGUUGACACAUGGAAUGUCAUGGAAGCACCUGAACCUCGCCAGAUUAUAUGGAGUAACCUUCCAAAGAGUUUCUAUGAGAGGCAGAUUCAACAGUAUGUUGUAUAUGUCAUUGUCUUUCUGACAAUAGUGUUUUACAUGAUUCCAAUCGGAUUUGUUUCUGCAUUUACAACUCUUUCAAAUCUAAUGAAGCUCCUUCCAUUUAUAAAGCCAGUUGUGGAGGAGAAUUCAAUCAGAACAGUGUUAGAAGCCUACCUUCCUCAGCUUGCACUUAUUAUAUUUCUGGCUUUGCUGCCAAAAUUUCUUUUGUUCUUAUCAAUAACUGAGGGUAUUUGUACUGAAAGUCACGCUAUUAGGGCUGCCUCAGGAAAAUACUUUUAUUUUUCUGUGUUCAAUGUAUUCAUCGGAGUGACAUUGGGUGGAACCCUUUUCAGCACAUUCAAGACCAUCGAGAAAGAUCCAAACUUUAUUGUUCCAUUACUAGCCAGUAGUCUUCCUGGCAAUGCAACUUUCUUCCUGACUUAUGUGGCUCUCAAGUUCUUUGUUGGCUAUGGCCUUGAGCUUUCCAGGAUGAUUCCUUUAAUUAUAUAUCAUCUAAAGCGGAAAUAUGUCUGUAAAACUGAAGCUGAGUUGAAGGAAGCAUGGGCUCCUGGGGAUCUGGGAUACGGGACUAGAAUUCCUGCUGAUAUGCUUAUUCUUACAAUCGUGCUUUGCUACUCUGUGAUUGCUCCUAUAAUAAUUCCUUUCGGGGUGAUAUACUUUGCCUUGGGAUGGCUUGUUCUUCGGAAUCAGGCACUAAAAGUCUUGGUUCCAUCUUAUGAAAGCUAUGGAAAAUUCUGGCCGCACAUAUAUACUCGAAUGAUGGCUGCCCUGAUCCUAUUUCAACUUACUAUGUUCGGUUAUUUUGGAGUAAAAGAAUUCUACUACACUCCGCUCCUCAUACCACUCCCUAUAUGUUCCUUGAUCUUUGCAUAUAUCUGCAAACAAAAAUUCCAUCAGUUUUUCCAGAACACAGCACUGGAGGUUGUUCGCCAUGAGGUGAAGGAUCUUCCAAACAUGGAACACAUCUAUCGAUCUUUUAUCCCGCCCUCAUUGGCUUCUGACAAGCUCGAUGAUGAUCAAUUUGACGACGCAAUGUCUCAAACUUCGCGGCCAGGCUCUUCUGUGUGACGAACAUUUUAGUGAUCUUUCAGGGGUUAGAAGCUUUGUGCAGAGUUUCAAAAUGCAAGAUACUACAUAUACAUAUUUUAGAAAUCUCAGAAGUUAGAAACAUGUGAUGCCUGUGUUAAUUUAGUGUGCAGGUUGUAAUAGUAAGCCAUAUCUGGCGUGUAAAAGUUCAUUGUUUUACCACUGCUGUAGCUUUUUAGGUGGUGUUUAUUUAUUGAAGGUGAUUAGUUAUUUUUA
Messenger RNA from Daucus carota subsp. sativus, 2715 nucleotides. Its product is annotated as CSC1-like protein ERD4. Gene Ontology annotation, cellular component: plasma membrane. Gene Ontology annotation, molecular function: calcium-activated cation channel activity. Lineage: Eukaryota; Viridiplantae; Streptophyta; Magnoliopsida; Apiales; Apiaceae. The record is from RefSeq and is a predicted model, not a curated record. The transcript is spliced from 6 exons. Bases 322 to 2481 code for a protein of 719 amino acids.